AUGAUUUAUUGAUUUCCUCUGCCCCCGUGGAGACCCUCCCAUCAGGAGAGCUGCCGUCCUGGGAGCGGGCACAGGCGGGAACAGCCCCCACCCUGCUCAUCAAACUCGUCAAGCCCUGCAGGGGCUGUGAGCACCAGGCUGGAGGCCAGGAGAGAGGAGGGAGACUCCAGGAGGAGGGGACAGCAGGCAGCGCUUGGGGACCGAGCCCCCCUGAGCCAGCAGCGCCGGCUCAGACAGGCCACCCAGUUCCUGCACAAGGACUCUGCCGACCUGCUCCCCCUGGACAGCCUCAAGAGGCUCGGCACCUCCAAGGACUUGCAGCCGCACAGCGUGAUCCAAAGACGCCUGGUGGAGGGAAACCAGAGUCAGCUUCAGGGGGAGUCUCCCCUGGUGCAGGCCCUGAUUCAUGGCCAGGAGAGCAGGAGGAAGACCAGCAAGACAGAGAUUCCGGCUCUUCUGGUCAACUGCAAGUGCCGAGACCAGGAGCUUCGGGUGGCCGUGGACACAGGCACCCACCACAACCAGAUCUCCACUGGAUGCCUCAGCCGCCUGGGGUAAGAGCGGAAGGUCCUCAAAGCCCCGGGGGGGGGCCUAGCACCUGGGCCCCCCACCCAGGUGGAGCAGCUGGAGCUUCAGCUGGGCCAGGAGACGGUGGCCUGCUCGGCUCAGGUGGUGGAUGUUGAGAGUCCCGAGUUCUGCCUUGGGCUACAGACGCUGCUUUCUCUCAAGUGCUGUAUCGACCUGGAGCGUGGAGUACUGCGCCUGAGAGCCCCCUUCCCAGAGCUGCCCUUCCUGCCUCUGUACCAAGAGCCUGGCCAGUGACUGCUGAACCAGUCGGUCCCCAGGGGAAGGACCUUGCCUUGGGGAAGAGCCGUAUGGGGGGGAAUGGGGCAU
Neomonachus schauinslandi (Hawaiian monk seal) is the source of this 894-nucleotide messenger RNA. It is a transcript of the gene NRIP2, whose product is annotated as nuclear receptor interacting protein 2. The record is from RefSeq and is a predicted model, not a curated record. NCBI's taxonomy places the organism in Eukaryota, Metazoa, Chordata, Mammalia, Carnivora, Phocidae. Gene Ontology annotation, biological process: proteolysis. Gene Ontology annotation, molecular function: aspartic-type endopeptidase activity. The transcript has 7 exons.